Messenger RNA from Synchiropus splendidus (mandarinfish), 2891 nucleotides. It is a transcript of the gene c1h18orf54, whose product is annotated as chromosome 1 C18orf54 homolog. Lineage: Eukaryota; Metazoa; Chordata; Actinopteri; Syngnathiformes; Callionymidae. The transcript is spliced from 15 exons. The coding region runs from base 354 to 1964 and encodes 536 amino acids. The record is from RefSeq and is a predicted model, not a curated record.
ACGUGUGAAAUGAAAGACAAAAUGCCGACACAUCACCAUUGCUAUUAUUUAUUAAUGCAUGAAAGUGAAUCUAGAAGGCACGCGGGAAGAAAUAGUAUUUUUACGUAAGAUUUUAAAAGUGGGAUAAAUCCCUAAAUUGUGCAUUUAAAUCAAAGAUAUAAUUUAGUUUAAAAAGCAAAGCAAGUCGGUGUCUACAUGUGUUCCCCUAAAAAAGGUCCGGGUGGUCGGCUUCCGAGCGGAACCUUACUUGGCCGCCGCCUCCGGAGCAAAUGUUGUCGACCUGCUAACUUUCCCCGGGACACUUGAAUGUUUACGAUGUAGCGCUCUGUUUACGACUGGAUUACGUGUCGAUCAUGUUGCAUGUACAGUAUAAACAUGUUGUUGCUGUUCCAGCAAGCAUGGAACCUGAUGGAUCUGCUGUUGAAGUGCUCUCUCCCGAAUCAACAGUCACGACCUUGUUCUCGAACACUGGACACCUGAGGAGCACUCUGGUGCCUCACCUCAACAGUACCAUCAGAUACAAUGAGAAGGACUAUGAUUCUGCUUCCGCAGUGUUGGACGCAUACAUUGCGGAUUUUCAAUGGAGUUGUCAGAACAGCGAAUCUUUUACAGGUUCGUUGAUUCUACCAGAAACUCCAUCCUCAACCCCGACUAAACUGAGUAGGCGCACACCUAGAAGACAAGAUGUUCUGAAGGAGCGGUUGACUGCCACGGAGUUGGAUUUCCUGAACCUCCCUGUCAGUUCUUUGCAUCACAGAAGCAACAGAGACAGACACUCAAUGACGACUGAUGAACUCCUUGCCAUUCCUCUCGAUGGCUCAAUGCCGGUGACCCACACGUCUGCCUUCAUUCAAGGUCUUUCUCGUUCUAGAGUCAAUCACACAGCGAGAUUGGGUCACAGAGUUCAAGAGGGCUACAGGUGGAAAAGAGGAGUAGACGCAGCCACAGUCCAAUCAGAUCAUUCCAAGCUCCAACCCCCACUCAGUGUGUCGGAGUUGGAUCCACCGUCCAGUCUCCAUCAGUCACAGUGGUUUAUGGGUCAUAAAGAGGAAGUUCACCCUACCGAUAUCACCAGUCUUCCCAUGAGGUAUCCUGCGUGGCUACAGCGCUGCAAGCUUUACAAGCAGCACUCUGAAUCAAACCACUGGGAAGGAACUCCUCCGUCUGGGAUGAGGAGAGCAGGGAUGGGUGAAACUUCAUCCUGGGUCAUGCAUCCGGACAAGUGUGACUCUGUUGACAUGUGUGCACUGUCACAGCACCAGAAGACUCUCAGAGAUUUGAGACUGAGCCUGGCUGAACAGAUUUAUCUGCUCGCUACUGAGAAGCAAUGUUCCCCUAUCAAGGAGUCACUGCUCCGAGACAACAAACUGGAGCGUCUGAUAGAUAAGGCAGAUCAAGUGUUGAACACUCUGUCUCAGACUUCUGGAUUUGCAGACACUAUUCUCGAUCAAGGUAGCAGAGUUGUUGACCGCCCUGUUGACGCCACAGAGCCUCUCCAUUGUUACUCCACUCUCAGGGAAGCAGCUGUAGCUGCAGCAGCCCCCGCUGGCCCUCGGACAGACUCAGGAUCAUUGGAGGAGGAUGUAACCCGUGACCGGAAGCAGCCUGGUCCACUAGAAGCUCUCAAACAGAUGAUGUUUCGACUACAAGCCGUGGAGGCCGAACUUCAAAGACAGAGUCCGACAUCAACUGUCAGUGAUGCACGACCUCCGGGGCAGAAGAAAGGUGAAAGUAAAGCUAAGAUGAAGAGAUUGGAUGAGGGGCCUUUACUUCAGAGCACUCUACGUGACCUGAAUCAAAUGAAGCUGCGGGAAGUCAAGCCUAAACUGAAACCUGGUAACAAGGAGGAAGAAAAUGACCCAGAUGAAGGACACUGUUCUUCUCUAUCUGCUGACGGAUUCACAUGUGAGGGAACUAAAAGUGAACUCAGCUUUACGCCAAGCAAUCACCGUUGCCCCAGAUGAGUUUUAAAAAUGCACUAAGUUUAUAAGCAGAUCUGUUUAUAGCAGGAGAGGUUACAAAAUUUUUGGGUGUUCCUAGACUGUACUUACCAAUGACAGUGUUAUUGUCUUUGAGAGUUUUAAGAUUAAAGAUUUUGAGAGAAUCCCAAGGCUAAAAAAGGACAUCAGUAUUAUUCCAAAUGAUCAAGUCUGGAUGUUGCUAUGUAUAGCAUUUAAUGCUCUUUACAGUAGGGCCAAUGGAAACUAUUUAUUGGGUUGAAAAUCUGAAAUCAUAAUAACUCAGAGAUGGUAGACUGGUUGGCCUGUAACUGAGAGGUUGUCGGUUCGAUCACAGUUCGCGACACGUUUGUGUCAUUGUGUCCCUGAGCACGAAACGUAACCCCGGUUUGCUCCUGGCAGUUCAGUUGACGCGCUGUUUCGCUGCCAUCAGUGGGUUCAUUGGUGACUUAUUGUCAACCCUUUUGGUUGCUGGACAAGUAUGGAGAGCGCUAUAUAAGAGCCAUUUACCAUUAUUAUUGUUACAAAGGCCAUAGACAGACACGUGCCAACACUGACUCUGACCAAAACAGAAGAAAUGCUGGCAUCAUGCCUGGCAGCGACCAUGCCUGAAAUGUAUAAGACCGCCUUGUAUGCUUUAAAUAUCUAAGUAUAUAUUUCUAAUAUCAGACUUUUUCUGUUUACAUUUUUUUCACUUUUUCUUUUGUGCCUGCCAUCAACACUCUAAAUGUACAUAUAUAUAGCAACAUGAUCAUGAAGUCCCAUGUUGAGAUUGUUGAAUCACUGUGAUAACAUACUGUUACAGAAAUAUUGUCCGCUUUUGAAGAAACAUGUUGAACAAUGUAUAAACAAGCACUCCCCUUUGUCACCUUCAACACCAGUUGCUCAAAAUAUGUUGUAUUAAUGUUUUUUUAAUCACUAAUAAAUUGUAUU